UCAAGUUAAGCAGAGGAAAGAUGGCGGAUGCUUCGCCAGGGGACCCGGAAGCACUUACCCUCCACUUCCUCCUCCUGUUUGGCCUCUGUCUCACCUACAGCCGUCCGCUCGCAGACUACCUCCGGGACGCUUCCUGUCCGUAACAUAGACUCACCAUGAUUCUUCAGAGGCUCUUCAGGUUCUCCUCUGUCAUUCGAUCUGCAGUCUCAGUCCAUUUUCGGAGAAACAUUGGUGUGACAGCAGUGGCAUUUAAUAAGGAACUUGAUCCUUUACAGAAACUCUUCGUGGACAAGAUUAGAGAAUACAGAUCUAAGCGACAGACAUCUGGAGGCCCUGUUGAUGCUGGCCCAGAGUAUCAGCAAGACCUGGAUAGGGAGCUUUUUAAGCUUAAGCAAAUGUAUGGUAAAGCAGACAUGAAUACUUUCCCUACCUUCAAAUUUGAAGAUCCCAAAUUUGAAGCCAUCGAGAAACCCCAGGCCUGAAGAAAUAAAGUAAAAUUAAUUUGGCAGUUUGCCUGGAUUAGUUGUACAACUGAUCAGAAGUUUCAGAACAGACAUACAUUUUACAGCUCUCAAGUGUUCUUUUAAUUCUGAUUCCAAAUAAAUUAUUGGGUGGUAUUGAA
Nycticebus coucang (slow loris) is the source of this 622-nucleotide messenger RNA. RefSeq names its product ATP synthase peripheral stalk subunit F6 (gene ATP5PF). NCBI's taxonomy places the organism in Eukaryota, Metazoa, Chordata, Mammalia, Primates, Lorisidae. The transcript is spliced from 4 exons. Gene Ontology annotation, molecular function: proton transmembrane transporter activity. The record is from RefSeq and is a predicted model, not a curated record. The coding region runs from base 156 to 482 and encodes 108 amino acids. Gene Ontology annotation, biological process: proton motive force-driven ATP synthesis.